AUGCCUCGCCGGGACCUCGUGCGCAUCGUACUCGUCGGCGACGCAGACGGAGUUGGCAAGAGCUCCAUUAUUACAUCACUCAUCAAGGAGAGCUUCGUUCCCAAUGUCCAGCACGUUGUACCCGAAGUUACUAUUCCACCAGAGGUGACGCCAGAGAAUGUGACCACCUCCAUCGUUGACACGUCAUCCGAUCCGCGGUCACGGGCACACCUCCUCUCACAACUGGGACGCGCACACGUCAUCUGUCUCGUCUACUCGAUCUCAGAGCCGCAGAGCUUCGACCGCGUAGCCGAGUACUGGCUCCCUCUCUUCCGCAAGGAGGGUAUCAACGUGCCAGUGAUUCUUGUGGGCAACAAGAUCGACAUGCGCGGCGGUGAGGUUACGAACCAGGCACUGGAGGAGGAAGUUGCCCCUAUCAUGCGCGAGUUCAAGGAGGUUGAGACGGUUGUCGAGUGCAGCGCUCUGAUGCCGCUGAAUGUGUCCGAAGUGUUCUACUUCGCGCAGAAGGCGGUCCUGCACCCCACCGCGCCCUUGUACGACUCGCGUGAUCAUGUUCUCAAGCCCAAGUGUUUGGAGGCGCUCAAGCGCAUCUUCAAAAUCAGCGAUGUUGACAAGGACGGGCUCCUAAACGCAACCGAGCUGAAUCAGUUCCAACAAAAGUGCUUCUCGACACCACUGCAGACGCAGGAGCUUGAGGGCAUCCUUGAACUUGUCCGCUCCUACGAUCCCGGAGCUGUGCAACCCCUCCCUUCUCCGCCAGCAGCGAGUUCUCCCAGUACGCCGUUUGCUGAGUAUGACCAACACCCCGUAUGGACCUCGACCUCGCAGACAUCAGAAGGGCUUACAGAAUUGGGUUUCCUCUACCUUCACACAAUAUUCAUCCAGCAGGGCCGCAUGGAGACUACCUGGACUGUGUUGCGACAGUUCGGGUACGGCGAAUCGCUCGACCUGCGCGAAGACUUCCUUUCGCCCCGCUUCGAUGUUCCCUACGACUGCUCGGUCGAGCUGAGCCCGCUUGGAAAUCAGUUCCUCACGGACAUCUUUGAGGCGUACGAUAAGGACAACGACGGCGCGCUGUCCCAGUCAGAACUCGACGACCUCUUCUCCACCUCCCCUGGAAACCCGUGGCGCGCCCAAGGCUUCCCCGACACGACCAUCACCGACGACCUGGGCCGCGUGACAUUACAAGGGUGGCUCGCGCAGUGGUCCAUGACCACCCUGCUUGAUCACAAGCUGACUCUGAAUUACAUGGCAUACUUGGGCUUCUCGUCGUCCCCAGCCUCGGAUGUGCAGCUCGUCGCAUCCGUCAAAACGACACGGCCACGCAAGGCCGACAGACGAGCACGCAAAGUUACGCGAAACGUAUUCUUGUGUUACGUGCUGGGCGCCACGGGAUCGGGCAAGACGUCCCUGCUCCGUUCUUUUGUGCACAAGGGCUUCCGCGGCGGCGAGGACGGCCUUGGCGGAUAUGAGCCAACUACCAAGGUGCUCUCGGUGGUGAACAGCGUCGAGAUUGAAGGGGCGGAAAAAUUCCUCGUUUUGCAAGAGUUUGGCUCCAAGUACGAGUCAGAGAUGCUGCGCAACACCAAGCGCCUCGACCUCGCAGAUGUACUCAUCUACGUGCACGACUCGAGCGACACAAAUUCGUUUUCGUACAUCUCAAACUUGAGGCAGCAGUACUCGCUUGACCACAUCCCAAGCAUCUUCGUCGCAACCAAGUCGGACUUGGAUCUGGCGCAGCAGCGCCACGAGGUGCAGCCAGACGUGUACUGCCGCCGGCUUGGCCUGCCCGCGCCACUCGCUGUAUCGGCACUCGGCGGGUCUCUCCCUAAUCUCUGGGUCGCGAUCACGCGCGUCGCGCUCAACCCAUGGAGUAGUACACCACGCGGGCCGAACUCGCCGCGCACCACCGCACAAACCGUACGUGUUCUCGCGAAGUUUACGCUUGGCGCGGGGAGUGUUGUCGCCCUCGCAGCUGUCUGGAUGCGGUACCAAGGCUACACGCUGCGUGGGGUGUGGGGCUGGAUUGCGCGCACCACUGGUAUCUUCUCGAUACCAUCACGGGCCUAGGGCGUGUCGUAGCAUAUGAUUCCAUGCACACAAUACCAUAGGCAGCGGCCUCAGCUCUGGUCGAAGCGGUUGUGCGAGCCAACGGAAGAUCGCGUGAGUCUGUUGUCGACGGUCACCAAGCCGUUAUGAUACAUGCAACACUACUAAUCCAGACUCAAAGCGCUCCGCUCACUCCUCUUCAGG
Molecule: messenger RNA, 2253 nt
Organism: Cutaneotrichosporon oleaginosum
Lineage: Eukaryota; Fungi; Basidiomycota; Tremellomycetes; Trichosporonales; Trichosporonaceae
Source: RefSeq, a predicted model, not a curated record